Molecule: messenger RNA, 884 nt
Organism: Centruroides sculpturatus (bark scorpion)
Lineage: Eukaryota; Metazoa; Arthropoda; Arachnida; Scorpiones; Buthidae
Product: C-reactive protein 1.4-like
Exons: 1
Coding region: 97-804 (235 amino acids)
Source: RefSeq, a predicted model, not a curated record
ACGAAGAUAUCUUUCAGUUCGGUGGAAGAAACAACGGUUGUAACUUCCUCGAGUACAAGAGCAAGUCUUUGGUGCAUUUUUCUUGAGUUUUACGAAAUGUCCCCUUUAACGAUUUUUUUACUUAUUGUAAUAUGCAAGAUUAGUUUUACAACGGGAUUUGUGGUAAAAGCCUAUUUAAGCCCUUCAAAUUCUUCGAAUUUUCCUCGAAUUAAAGCGGAGAAUCCUUUUCCCUCGCUUUGGCAAUUCACCGUAUGUUCUUGGUUGAAACCUUACUCAUUGGAUAAUGAACAUUUGUCAAUUAUAUCAUACGCCACUUCUAGUUUUGACAACGAAAUAUUCAUCUAUCUCAAGCGAAAUGGUUCAGACUAUGAAGUGAAAUUCCACAUCGGUGUUCCUUACGCAGAAUUCAAAUGUGCUUUACCUUGGGAACCGGGACAAUGGCAUCAUUUGUGCGCAACUUGGUUCGCUCCCAUGAAAACUGUUCAUGUUUAUCAAAACGGACAAGAAUGUAAGUUUAUGAGACUCUACUCGUAUUUUUUAAGCAAAGAGAUACCAUCGGGUGGCACACUGGUCAUCGGUCAAGAUCAAGACGCUCUAGAUUCUAAGUAUAAGGAGGAUCAAUCGUGGCACGGAGAUAUAGCCGAUGUUCAUAUUUGGGACGAACAACUGAGCCUGGAGCAAAUUCAAGAUGCUGGAAGCUGCGAAGGAAGUAUGAUAGAAGGAAAUAUCUUCGCUUGGAUGAAGACUCCAAUGACUGUUAAAGAUAAUGUUGUUUUGUCGGCUACUCAUCUUUGUUAUAAUUAAACGUGUACUCAUCAUCAUCUUUACUAAAAGAAAUAAUUUCGAUGUUGAGAUUAAUUUUAGCUUUUGAAUUUUCAUACAAA